AUGUCCACUCUACGUAAGACCGUUGACUACGUCCAACCGGCCCACGGCUACACGAAAGACGACGAGGGCGACGAAGACUAUGUCGAGGAGGAGGUGAUUCCGGACGAAGAGGAAGAGAUCAGCGUGGAGGAAGUGGAGAAGGACGACGAGGAGGCGAAGGGCACGGAGGUGGACAACGACGACGAGGGUACGGAGAACUCGGAGGUGGACGACGACGAGGAGGGUACGGAAAACUUGGAGGAGGAGGACGGCGAGGAGGCGGAGAACUUGGAGGAGGAGGACGACGAGGACGCGAACGAAGUGGUGGCGAAGGAGACGGAGGAGGAGAGCGUGGAGGAGGAGGAGGAGGUGGAGGACGUGGAGGAUGACGAGAAGGCGAAGGCCAUGGGGGGCGUGGAGGACGACGAGGAGGCGAAAGGCGAAGAGAUGGUGGGCAACAGCGCCAUGUCCGCCGUCGAACAUGCGGUCGGUCCGAACGAGAAACAAGUGGACGAUGAUGACUUGUUCGGUGAUGAUGGCGAUGACGACACCACCGCCACGCACGUGAAGGCCAAGUCGGACGGUGGCAUGGCUGCUGCCGUCAUCGACGAUGAUGACUUGUUCAGUAGUGAGGACGAUGAAGAGACGGUGAACGACGUGGUGGGCGAGGACUCGGAGGUGGAGGACAACGACAAAAGCGCUGGCAGCAAGCGGCAAGUGACGGGUGGGAGGAAGGAGAAGACGCAGGCUGUUGUCACGUCGGCAAGUGACCAGCCGCCACCACGUCAUCAUGAGCGCCGCCGCACUAAAACGUGGGAGGAGCGGGAGAAGAUAGUCAAGGCGCACAACGCAGUCGACAAUUCGAAGCCACCUCUUGCCAAGAAGUCUUUCGCCAAUUGGGGCGAGUUGGAGGCAGCGCUCAAUGCCUAUCAAGAUGCGAACUUGGUGCUCUACCGCGUUCGGAGCUCGCAAUCGAAAACGAGCCACGACGGUUCAAGAAGAUGUGGUGCACCCAAGGCGCUAAACAAUCUUCGCGAGGUGAAGGCCUACGGGAGAGUGGCCAGCGGUACACAGGCUGCGAGGCAAGCUUCACUGUGCGCUCUGUCAAGUAUGUUGAGGAAGGUGCGCAUCGACCCAGAGACGGAGAUCUACAUGCGCAACCACAGGACCACCAAGACCAUCUACAAGUCCUACAAGCGCGGCAAUUCCCUGCCACUACCAGCAGCCGUUCGCAAGGAUCUCGGUCUCAUGGCCGAGGUGCAAACCAGUACGCCGGCGAUCAACCGGUACCUCUAG
Molecule: messenger RNA, 1275 nt
Organism: Phytophthora sojae
Lineage: Eukaryota; Oomycota; Peronosporomycetes; Peronosporales; Peronosporaceae
Exons: 5
Coding region: 1-1275 (424 amino acids)
Source: RefSeq, a predicted model, not a curated record